GGUUCGCCUUCCAUCACAGAGGUUCGGUUCGUCUUCAUCGCCAUGGCUGCUUUGCGUGAUCUUCUUUUGGUUGGCCUGGUGACCUUCGUCGCCAGUGCCGGUGUGGAAACCACGCCCAGUUCAGAAAUGCGGGAAAAGACGUACCAAGGUGCUGCAGAGUCUGCAAAGAAGGCUCUGCAGGAUAUUGUGGACUUGGGCAACUCUGUGGAGAGCAAAGCUCGCAAGUCCCUGGCAGACAAAGCGAAGGAGGCAGAGCAACGGGCAGAGUCGGAGCUGUCCAUCAGCAAGAAGGAGCUCUCGGAGCAUUUCGUCUCCCUUCAGAAGGAGGCUGCUGCUGAGGUGGGCAAGUCUCGGUUGGACGCUGCCCAAGAAACUCUGCGUGCCAUGGAGGAGGCCGACGAACGCUUGCAGAGGCUGUCCCAGCGCACUGCACGGGAGUUGGAGCAUGCUUCCAGGGGCGCUGAGGACCUUGGGCGUGAUAGUGCCCGUGAUGUGCAGGAGCAGGCGGACCGCAUGGCUCGGGUGGCGCGCAGCAAGACGGACCACCUCUCGCGGGUGGCGCGGAGGUAUGACCUGCCCGACCUCUCGGAGAGGAUGGACCGUGCUGCGGAGGAGGCAGCGCGAAAGGUGCAGGACGCCUCAGAACGAGGUGCCCGUGUGACGGAAGAUGCCGCGCGUGAGCUUCCCAGGGAGUUCAGCAAAAACCAGAAGAAGGAGGAGCAUGCGCGUCAGCGUGCCAUUGAGGAUACGCGAGAGCUGAUCCGCUCCGCUAAGCAGGGCGGUGCAGCUCCAGUCACCCUUGUCGCUGACGACGGCAAUGUCUUGGCACUCGUAGUGCUUGCAGCGGUGGCAGGAGCUGCAUCUGCGGCCGUGGCCGCAUACGUCAUGCGGCGCAAUGACAAUGACAUCGAGGACAAGUAUUUGUUGGUGGUUUGAGUUCCCGUUCGGUGCCUCAAGAGUCUGCGUACUGGGACGAUUCCUCGUGGGAGUCGCACCUUGCUUCAGCCAUGAGCAUUUUGGGAGAAAAGGAUCAACCACUCUUGAGUCAUUGGGGGCCGAGCAAGGACUUCAGUGCAGCCUUCUGAAUCGUGCGGG
Durusdinium trenchii is the source of this 1095-nucleotide messenger RNA. The record is from the annotation of a GenBank genome assembly. Lineage: Eukaryota; Dinophyceae; Suessiales; Symbiodiniaceae.